GAGUCACGUGCACCAAUGCCCUCGCUGGGCGUGGCCGAAAAUGCGUCCUAUGCGACCGAACUAGGCGUGGCCACCCGCCUCUCACACGGCCCUGAGCAUGUGCGUGGCCCCGCCCCCUCCUACAGCGGGCCCCCGGAUGACGUCUCCUGGCUGGAGGUGUUGGGCUUCCUGGGCAAGCUGCUGGGUGCAGUCGCCGCGCUAAAAGCAGCAGAGUACCUGCUCCGUGCGCUGUGUGCAGUGAUGGCCUGGAAGUCAGGGGGAGCCAGCCAUGCCGAGCUGGUCGGCAACCUGCGCAAAAACGGGAUCAUCAAAUCAGACAAAGUAUUUGAAGUAAUGCUAGGAACUGACCGAAGACAUUAUGCAAAGUGCAAUCCAUAUAUGGAUUCUCCACAGUCGAUAGGUUAUCAAGCAACAAUUAGUGCUCCACACAUGCAUGCAUAUGCAUUAGAACUCCUCCACGACCAGUUACAUGAAGGUGCCAAUGCUCUAGAUGUAGGAUCUGGAAGUGGAAUUCUAUCUGCCUGCUUUGCAAGAAUGGUUGGACCCAAGGGACAAGUAGUGGGAAUCGACCAUAUCAAGGAAUUGGUAGAUGAUUCUGUAAAUAAUGUGAAAAAAGAUGAUCCAGCAUUACUAUCUUCAGGUCGUGUAAAAUUAAUAGUUGGCGAUGGACGAAUGGGCCAUCUUGAAGACGCACCUUACGAUGCUAUUCACGUUGGGGCAGCCGCACCUGUUGUACCACAGGCUCUUAUAGAGCAGCUCAAACCUGGAGGAAGGCUAAUACUACCUGUUGGACCAGCUGGAGGAAACCAGAUGUUGGAGCAGUAUGAUAAGUUGGAGGAUGGAAGUGCCAAAAUGAAACCUCUGAUGGGGGUGAUCUAUGUGCCUUUAACAGACAAAGAAAAGCAAUGGUCAAGGUGGAAGUGAUUUUCUGUGACACUCUUUCUUCUUCCAAACACAUACAAGGUGAAAGGGAUGAAUUGUAAUGGCUUUCAUCACUCCAAUCCAAACAUAGUAUUAUGGUGUGGUGCUUCUACUGAACUCUCAAAGGCUUUUUUCUCCAGACGACUCAUUGGUGCAGCUUGUUUUGGAUUUUGUUACCCUGUUAAAAAUGGCAUGGAGGUUUUUCCCCUUUUUUUGGCUUUUAAGAAAAAUGUAAACUGUGCGAAUUUAAGUUGAGAUAUUUAAUUUCAUUUUUUUCCUCCUCAUAUUUUAUGCAUUAAAAAUGCCAGAGUGUAUGACCCAGUGCAAAUGCACCACAUUGUGAACUAUUUAAAAUUGCACAUAUAAUGUUUAAUAUCUGAAAAUAUUAAAACUGCAACAUUCAGCAUCAAUGUUAAAUGAAUUCGCAAAUGGUCACAGAAUGAUACAGAGUACAUGCACAAUUUUCACAUUUCUGCUAAAUGCUGCUAAACAUUUAGAACCGAGCUUCCUUCUCAGAGCUUUUUUUUUUAUUUUGAUGUGGUGUGCUAGAGUAGCAUGUGGAUGCAGUAAGCAGCUUCACUUAACUACCAAGAUGUGCGUUUCUUGAUACCCCACAGGUGCGUGAGCACCGUGGACUGAUCUCUUCAGUUCGACAGCUGUAGACACCUUAAACAAUUCUGUUCAGUCGGAACACACAAAUUGUUUUUAUCAUUUGCAGAUAAUGAAAUAAUUGGCAGCCUAUGUUACAUCCAAGCUUUUUUCCCUGGUGAUGCAUUUUAUAGUUAAAUGCUGUGUACAACACGUGCUGUGUAAGCCAUGUUCUUGCAGUUGAACAGUUUAUGCAGGUACGCUUUGCCAAAUAAAGUACAAAACAAUUGAA
Rana temporaria (common frog) is the source of this 1801-nucleotide messenger RNA. It is a transcript of the gene PCMT1, whose product is annotated as protein-L-isoaspartate (D-aspartate) O-methyltransferase. Lineage: Eukaryota; Metazoa; Chordata; Amphibia; Anura; Ranidae. Gene Ontology annotation, cellular component: cytoplasm. The record is from RefSeq and is a predicted model, not a curated record. Gene Ontology annotation, biological process: protein modification process. Gene Ontology annotation, molecular function: protein-L-isoaspartate (D-aspartate) O-methyltransferase activity. The coding region runs from base 16 to 924 and encodes 302 amino acids. The transcript has 8 exons.